UUUUAACAAAUCCACAUAUUCAAACGAUCCUAACUUAUUUUAAACGAUCUCGAUUACUCUGUUUUGAGUGUUUGUUAUUGACCUUGUCAAGAUGGCGACUGUAGCACUUCUUCGAACUUGUUCAAGGGGUAGCAGACUUUUGCUGCAGAUGAGACCUCAGCCAUCAUAUGCAAACACAGAUGUAAUUUCGAAGCAGUUUACAGCUAGCCCAGCACUAGCGACCAUUGAAUAUUUUAGGGCUAGAAGAGGUCCAUUCACACCAGAGGAGAAACGUGGUAAGAGUCAUAUCAUGAUGGCUUCAACUCAUUGGAAAGUUGAACGUUUUGUUGCUUUAGGAAUGGUUGGGAUUAUGCCAGCUGCUCUUUUCAUUCAGGGAUCUACAAUGGAUCAUUUGCUCACUACUUUUGUUUUCCUCCAUGGAUUCUGGGGUAUUGAUGGAGUACUGAAAGACUAUUUGGUGAAAUUUGUUCCUUGGGUCGGCAAGCUGUGGUAUCUUCUGGCUAUCAUUGGUUUUGCUGGGCUAAUUAACUUUAAUUUUAAUGAUGUCGGAGUUUGCAAGGCCAUUCAAAUGCUUUGGUCUUUGUAAUAUUGCAACAUGUAUGUAUAGAAAUAAUAUUGGUUAUGUUUUGCAGCAUUGAAGUGAAUGUUUAUUAUUUUUAGUCAUCAAAUGUAUUGUAUGGAUAAAAUGUUGAAAGUUAGAAAAAUGAAAAUUAUCAAUUUGUUUUUGAACCACAACAAUGUUAAGAAAAGAAAGAUGACUACCAACUUAUAAUGUAUAUGUAAAGGUUUGAAUCUUGUAGUUGAACAGGUUUUUUUAUACACUGUGCUAUGUAGUUUUAACACUUAUGCACUUUCAUUUAAGUCUCUUUUAUAUUGAAAUAAUGUAUCACUUUUCUAUCUUUAAAGGGAAUAAUUUGGUAAAACAGUGUUACAUAACAAAUAAAUUAACAGAUACAAAAAGUUUACCAUGACUGUAGUUGGAAUAGAGACUUGGCUUACAAGUUGAGGUAUGUGCUGCUAUGACUUGAGAUUAUGUUAUCAGAUACACAGACCUGGUCUCCACAAUGAUAUAUUGUAAAACUGAGGUGUUUACAAUACCAUGUAAUAAAGAUUGACUGUCGUACUUGUUUUUGUUCUGUAGGAAUUAUUUUCUCAGUGUCCGUUCUUGUGAUAUAGAGAAGGGAUGUUUUACAAGCUCAGCUGUACAUGUAGAGUAUUGCAAUAAAGUUGUACUUAUUCAUUAC
Physella acuta is the source of this 1244-nucleotide messenger RNA. RefSeq names its product succinate dehydrogenase [ubiquinone] cytochrome b small subunit 2-like. The record is from RefSeq and is a predicted model, not a curated record. Gene Ontology annotation, cellular component: mitochondrial envelope; respiratory chain complex II (succinate dehydrogenase); membrane. NCBI's taxonomy places the organism in Eukaryota, Metazoa, Mollusca, Gastropoda, Physidae. Gene Ontology annotation, biological process: tricarboxylic acid cycle; mitochondrial electron transport, succinate to ubiquinone. Gene Ontology annotation, molecular function: ubiquinone binding; heme binding.